AUGAAUACAGAAGAUAUUCAGAAUAAUGUAUUAGAACACUUAAGAGUCCUUAAAGAGGAAUUUACCAGAUACUUUCCAGAAUAUGGUGUAGUAGACACUGAUGUUGUUAAGAAGUUAAUUCAUAAUCCUUUCACUGUCGAAGUCAACAACGUUCAAGAAGAAAUGCAAGAAGAAUUAAUAGAUCUUCAGAACGACAGCAACUUGAAGAGUUCGUUUGAAAUUAGUACAAACUUAGAAGAGUUUUGGUGUAAAAAGGCCAUGGGAUAUCCAAACAUUCGGCAAACAGCAUUACGUUUCCUCGUGGUUUUUUCAACCACAUAUUUAUGUGAGCAAGGAUUUUCUUCACUAUUAUCUAUAAAAAAUAAACAACGAAAUCGUCUGAAUCCAAGUGAUGAUAUGCGACUGGCACUAAGCAACAGCAUCGUUCCAAGAAUUUCACAACUGGUAAAAGAAGCGCGCCCUAAUAAGUCACAUUAA
Metopolophium dirhodum (rose-grain aphid) is the source of this 477-nucleotide messenger RNA. Its product is annotated as protein FAM200C-like. Bases 1 to 477 code for a protein of 158 amino acids. The transcript has a single exon. Gene Ontology annotation, molecular function: protein dimerization activity. NCBI's taxonomy places the organism in Eukaryota, Metazoa, Arthropoda, Insecta, Hemiptera, Aphididae. The record is from RefSeq and is a predicted model, not a curated record.